Molecule: messenger RNA, 2982 nt
Organism: Sorex araneus (European shrew)
Lineage: Eukaryota; Metazoa; Chordata; Mammalia; Eulipotyphla; Soricidae
Gene: ADORA1
Product: adenosine A1 receptor
Exons: 4
Coding region: 1033-2184 (383 amino acids)
Biological process (GO): G protein-coupled adenosine receptor signaling pathway
Cellular component (GO): membrane; synapse; dendrite
Molecular function (GO): G protein-coupled adenosine receptor activity
Source: RefSeq, a predicted model, not a curated record
CGCGCUCAGCCCAUCCUGGGCAGGACUCCUUCUGGGCCACGCCGGGGGCCAGCAGGAGGGCAGUGGCCGCGGCGCCCCUCCCAGCACACCUGCCCAGUGUCCACUUCUCGGGUCCUUGGUACCCGCGGGCCGGCCCCGCGAAGCCGCUGCAGGAUGCAGGAGGAGAGGGACGCAGUGGGACGCGGGGACAAAGGGUGAAGUCUAGGGGGAAGCCGGGCCCGGGUCCUUCCCCAGGGCCCCUUAGGGUCUGCUGCGUGACCGGGGGGACUGCCGCCCAUCUCUCGAGUCCGUGCUUCGGGGUCCACAGCAGGGAUGGAUCCCUGGUGGCCGAGGGACCCUGCUUGAGAAGGGAGGAGAGAAAAUGGGCACGAGGGGGCGCAGGUGACCCGAGCAAGCUCAUCCCGCCUCCGCGCCUCAGCGUCCUGGUCUGUAAAAUGGAACUGGGACUCGACCCCGGGAAGCUCUAGGGAAAGGGCUGGAAUGACUCAGGAUGGAGCCUGCAAAGGAGGAGGAGGAGGCAGCGGCGGCUGGCGCCAGCCCCCGCGCCAAGGCUGGGCUCCCCGGGUGCAGGGGCGCGUGCGCCUUCGGGGGCAGUGGGGCCGGGGCCCGGGCGCGCGCGGGGGUCGCGGCAGUCCGGCCCGCGAGGACGCGGCGGGCGGAGCGGCUCUCACCCAGAUUCACUUCCUUUGUCUGGGAAGAGGGGUGGGGGAGGAGACGGGGGGCGGGGAGGGGCCCGCGGGUGCCGGUGCCGCGCCCCCGCCCCCUCCCGGUGUGCCGAGCCCGAUUGUCACUCAGCUCCCGCGCCGGGGGCGAGUCGAGUCCCGAGCAGCCCGCAGCCCCCGGGCCCGCGCGCGCUGGCCACGCGCUCCCCCAGGCAUCCCCGGGGAGCGGGCGCUGCGGGGGGCGUCGAGCGCGGGCGGGCGCUGGGGCGGCCGUGGAGGUGUCGGGGCGCCCUGCUCCCCCGGGUGACCUUGGGUGCCUGCCUCGUGCCCCUCGGUGCCCGUCUGCUGAUGUGCCCAGCCCGUGCCCGCCAUGCCGCCCUCCAUUUCGGCCUUCCAGGCCGCCUACAUCGGCAUCGAGGUGCUCAUCGCCCUGGUCUCGGUGCCCGGGAACGUGCUGGUGAUCUGGGCAGUGAAGGUGAACCAGGCGCUGCGGGAUGCCACCUUCUGCUUCAUCGUGUCGCUGGCGGUGGCUGACGUGGCCGUGGGCGCUCUGGUCAUCCCGCUGGCCAUCCUCAUCAACAUCGGGCCCCGGACCUACUUCCACACCUGCCUCAUGGUCGCCUGCCCCGUCCUCAUCCUUACCCAGAGCUCCAUCCUGGCCCUGCUGGCCAUUGCCGUGGACCGCUACCUCCGGGUCAAGAUCCCGCUCAGGUACAAGACCGUGGUGACGCCCCGGCGGGCUGCCGUGGCCAUCGCCGGCUGCUGGAUCCUGUCCCUCAUGGUGGGCCUCACGCCCAUGUUCGGCUGGAACAACCUGCGGGAGGUGGAGCGGGCCUGGGCAGCCAACGGCAGCCAGGGCGAGCCGGUGAUCGAGUGCGAGUUCGAGAAGGUCAUCAGCAUGGAGUACAUGGUCUACUUCAACUUUUUCGUCUGGGUGCUGCCCCCGCUGCUGCUCAUGGUCCUCAUCUACCUGGAGGUCUUCUACCUGAUCCGCAAGCAGCUGAGCAAGAAGCUGGCUGCCCCUGCACAUCCUGAACUGCAUCACGCUCUUCUGCCCGUCCUGCAGCAAGCCGCCCUCCCUCAUCUACAUCGCCAUCUUCCUCACGCACGGCAACUCGGCCAUGAACCCCAUCGUCUACGCCUUCCGCAUCCAGAAGUUCCGGGUCACCUUCCUCAAGAUCUGGAACGACCACUUCCGCUGCCGGCCCGCCCCGCCCGUGGACGAGGACCCCGAGGAGAGGCCGGACGACUAGCCCCCCCCACCUCCCUGCCCCAGCUGCUCGCAUGCGGGCCUCUCGGCCCCGUCUGCCCGUCCCCGCUGGCCGGCCGGUGCCCCCUCCCCGAGCCUCCCUGGCCGGGCAGCGGCGGGCGCCUGCCCACUUUGGUCCUGGCAGCGGUGGGUCAUCCGUGGGGAAGGAGGAUCGUGGUCACUGGAGGGAGGAGCCCCUGGCUGGCGCCCCUCCUCCACCCGCCCGAGUGCCCGGAACCAGGCUGUCGGGGCCCCUGGGGACUGGCAGGGUGAGCCCAGGCCUCGCCGUGGUUCGGUGGUGCCCGGUGAGAGGUGGACGUGCCGCUGGAGGAGCGGGAGGGAACGGAUGUGUGGCCUCUCCUGUCCUGCAGGAGAGAGUGGCCUGGGCAGCUGAGAAGCAGGGAUUGGGCAUCUCCAGUCGUGUCCCCGCCCUCCCGACUGCCCACCAGGGAGGCCCGUGGUGCCCGCCCUCGCCCCCUGGACACAUGGGGGUAUGUUAGGGAGCAGCAGAAAGAGCGGGUCCAACAGUCAUUUCCAACAUUUGCUUUAUUGUGCACCAGCCCUUGAGCCCCUCGGCCCCCAGUCCCGAGUGAGAGGGGGGGCGCGGGGAGACAGGCUGUGGGUGGCCACCAGGGGGCAGUGGUGAGCGCAGAUGCUUGCCCCGCGUGUCCCAGAGCUGCACUUCCCUAGGCGACCCCCAUCUCUGCAGCCUUCUGUCUGCCUAGGGACGGGGUGGGCCAGGGAAAGGAAGGGGGACACUCCCAGGGACAGGUGAGGGGAGACCCUCCCACGGCUCCAGGCAAGAAGAUGCCUUGGACCCCCCCCCACCACCACCACCACCAACACUACUACCCGUAUCUAGCACUUUCCAGGGGCUUCUGGAGCUCUGGGGCAGAGCCUGCUCCGAGCACCUGGCCCCUGCCACACCCGGAGCCCCUGCUGGGGGGGGGAUACGGGGGGGGGGGUUUCCCCAAUGUGACGAGCAACCCCCGGCUCUGGAUUCUGAUUCCUUCCCUGUGUCCGAGCUCCCGGGGCAAGGGGGCAGUGACGAAUAAAGACUGAACCUCGGGA